Tupaia belangeri chinensis (Chinese tree shrew) is the source of this 3741-nucleotide messenger RNA. It is a transcript of the gene ARMH3, whose product is annotated as armadillo like helical domain containing 3. Gene Ontology annotation, cellular component: cytosol. NCBI's taxonomy places the organism in Eukaryota, Metazoa, Chordata, Mammalia, Scandentia, Tupaiidae. The record is from RefSeq and is a predicted model, not a curated record. The transcript is spliced from 26 exons. The coding region runs from base 142 to 2211 and encodes 689 amino acids.
CGGCGGGCCAGGGAAGGGUCGGGGAGGUCGGGAGCGCGCCCGUGAGCCCGGAGCAGCGGCGGCGUCGGUGGCGUCGGGAGCGAGCGGGCCCGGGAGCGGCGCGGGAGGUGGAGGAGGAGCCCGGGGCUCGAUUCUCUAACCAUGGCACAGGUAGAGAAACGGGGAGGUUUGCUCCGAAAAUCUUCAGCCUCCAAAAAACCACUGAAGGAAAAAGUGGUGCUGAUGUAUGAUGAGAUCUUCAUGACAGAGGAUCCCAGUAAGUGCAGUCCUCGGUUUUGGGAGGAGCUUUUCCUCAUGAAGGUGAACUUGGAGUACCUAGAGGGCAAGCUGGAGUCUCUUGAUGGUGAGGAGUUAAUGAAGAUCAAAGAUAAUAUUAAUUGCCUAUUUCAGCACUGCAUCCAGGCCUUGGGAGAGGAGCAUCCAAUUCGAGUCGUCAAUGCACUGCAGACGCUGUGUGCACUCAUUCGAGGUGUCCAUCAAAAGAAUAAAUCUACCUCUGGGUUCGACAUUAUCAACAUGCUGAUGGGCUUUGACAAAGCGGAGCUGUGCAUGAAGAAUUUAAUGGAGAGUUUGGACUCGUUGCUCUGUGCAGAAGGUUCUGAAAGUCUGAAGAGUUUAUGUCUGAAACUGCUCCUUUGCUUGGUGACUGUGACAGAUAACAUCAGCCAGAAUACUAUCCUGGAAUACGUAAUGAUCAACAGCAUAUUUGAAGCAAUUUUGCAGAUACUCUCCCACCCCCCAAGUCGUAGGGAGCAUGGAUAUGAUGCUGUCGUCCUCUUGGCUUUGCUGGUGAACUACAGAAAAUAUGAGUCUGUGAAUCCUUAUAUUGUGAAGCUGUCUAUUGUAGAUGAUGAGGCCACCCUCAAUGGAAUGGGGCUUGUAAUCGCCCAGGCCUUAUCUGAGUAUAACAGGCAAUAUAAAGACAAGGAAGAAGAACACCAGAGUGGUUUUUUCUCUGCUUUAACCAAUAUGGUGGGCAGCAUGUUCAUAGCAGAUGCCCAUGAGAAAAUCUCAGUACAAACCAACGAGGCCAUUCUUCUGGCACUUUAUGAAGCUGUUCAUUUAAAUCGCAACUUCAUCACGGUCUUAGCUCAGAGUCAUCCAGAAAUGGGCUUGGUGACGACUCCUGUCAGUCCUGCGCCAACAACCCCAGCCACACCACUUGGGACCACACCGCCCUCCUCUGACGUUAUAAGUUCGGUGGAACUCCCACUGGAUGCAGAUGUGCAGACCAGUAACCUGCUGAUCACCUUCUUAAAGUAUAGUUCAAUUGUCAUGCAGGACACCAAAGAUGAACACAGACUUCACAGUGGCAAACUUUGUUUGAUUAUCCUUACUUGUAUUGCAGAGGAUCAGUAUGCCAAUGCAUUUUUGCAUGAUGACAACAUGAAUUUUCGAGUAAACUUGCAUAGAAUGCCGAUGAGACACAGGAAGAAGGCGGCAGACAAGAACCUUCCUUGCCGUCCUCUUGUAUGUGCAGUACUGGAUUUGAUGGUAGAGUUUAUUGUAACACACAUGAUGAAGGAGUUUCCUAUGGAUCUCUAUGUACGCUGUAUUCAGGUGGUGCAUAAACUGCUUUGCUACCAGAAGAAGUGUCGAGUACGCCUGCAUUAUACCUGGCGGGAACUCUGGUCAGCCUUGAUAAAUUUGCUGAAGUUCCUUAUGUCAAACGAGACUGUACUUUUGGCCAAACACAACAUUUUUACAUUAGCCCUUAUGAUCGUGAACCUAUUUAAUAUGUUUAUCACAUAUGGCGACACAUUCCUGCCAACCCCCAGCAGCUAUGAUGAGCUUUACUAUGAGAUUAUCCGCAUGCACCAGAGCUUUGACAACCUCUACUCCAUGGUCCUGAGGCUUUCUACGAAUGCGGGCCAGUGGAAGGAAGCAGCUAGCAAGGUGACCCAUGCAUUGGUUAAUAUCAGAGCCAUCAUCAACCACUUCAACCCCAAAAUUGAGUCCUAUGCUGCUGUGAAUCACAUAUCCCAACUGUCAGAGGAGCAGGUGCUGGAGGUGGUACGAGCCAACUAUGACACGCUCACACUGAAGCUGCAGGACGGCCUGGACCAGUAUGAGCGCUACUCCGAGCAGCACAAGGAAGCUGCCUUCUUCAAAGAGCUGGUUCGGUCUAUUAGCACCAACGUCCGGAGAAACCUGGCCUUCCACACUCUCAGCCAGGAAGUCCUGCUCAAGGAGUUCUCCACUAUCUCCUGAGGCCACGCCUACCCAAGCUGCCACUGACCACCCUUACCCUCGAGGCUCCUGGGCUGGAGGGGGAGCGAGGGGAGAGGGGACUGUCCCCCAAGGUUGGAGAGAAACACAGAUUCUGAGUUCUCUUGGUAAAGGCCACACUUCAGUGGAGCUUAGACAGCAGGGGCGGGGCCAAGAGGGCAAGCCAGGGAUCGUCUUAUUUGGGGAGGACUGGGUGGGCACACAGUGGGGCACCUUCCAGGGUGGCUCCCUGGACAGCCGCUCACAUUUCCAGUGACGAUCGUGGUUGUGGCUCCGACUCAUUUUCAGGAGCUGGUGGUGUAGACCUCAGGGUGAUGCAGGCACCCUGGCUUUCCUUGGCUUCUCAGAACAGAUCGCCCUCACAUGCAGCGGGAGCCACCUUCUGCUUCCUUCGGGACUGGGGCUGAGCCGAGCCUGAAAUCUGUGUCCCCUUCCCCCACUGGUGCUCUGACCAGUCAUUGGGACCCUUAGCUCAGGCUCAAGGUGGAAUUGGACUGGGGUACCUUUUCCCCAUUUUAUAAAUUCAGGGUUAACUCCUCUGGAAAACUGGCAGUUAGACUCUGCCCAGUGCUCUGCUGUCCGGCCACCACUUUCUUUAGUUUUGGCACUAGGAGUACUCGUGAGCUUUCCCGCCAUCCCACCCGUCAACUCUGCCUCAGUGAGGUCACAACCUUAGCUUCUCAUUUCUAAUCUGGUGUAAGCUGUCUUUAGGGUGUGUGUGAAAUAAACAUUGACAGGUUUUCUGGAGCCCUCAAGAUGCCUACUUUGCUGGUUCCCUGGUUUCCAGCAGCUUCCUCACCUCCUCCUCUGGGAGCCUCUCCUGCCUCGUAUGAGCUCCCCUCACGUGUCCCACCCCCUCACCCUGCUGUUGUUUACAUCAGCCAGCCUGAGAAUUUCCUCUGGGGAGGGAUCUGUUCCUGCUCUGGUCUGGUACCAGCCCAGGAGGGGGAUAACCUGCUAGGGGCAGGGUGCACUCCCUCUGAGAGGCCAGGCCAGCCUGUCUGCCCGUGUUGUGGCUGGGGUCACGGGCAAGUCUCCUGACUGGGAAGCCGGCCGUUGUUCCUCCUUCGGACGGCCUCCCUGGGACCGCUGCAGGUUUUCCUUCCCCACAGCUGUGUCUGAAAUAGCUGCUGCUCUGAGAGCCUCCCUUUCUAAAGCACUUUCUAAAGCCCUGGGGAUGGCUGGGAGCAAGCAGCACCGGAAGAAUCCAAGUGGAGGAGUCUAGGAUGAGAGCAGAUCCAGGGCCCCCCAGCUGUUACCUGUUUAACCUCACAUCUCUUCGGGGUCCUCGCCCUCCCUGGGAACCAGAGUUCUGGCUCCAACAUCGAGCAGAGACUCACCACAGGCUGCCAGGUGCAGGUGUCGUUCUGGAGCGCUCACAGGCAGGGUCGUCUUUGAUCACUGGAUGGGUCAGCUCAGCCUGGGGCAUUCUGUCUUCCAUGGUGAUGAACCCAUGGAUGUGGAGCUGUUGGCAAGUUGACGGUAUUAAAAAUUGAUUUGUGUGGGACAGUC